GGCUUCUGACCCACCCCGUCCCUCUUUCCCACUCAUUUCUCUCUUCGAAUUUAUUAGUCAACCCUCUCUCUCUUCUUAAAUCCUUUGAUCGAUCUAUCUCUCUCUCUCUCUCUCUCUCUCUCAUUCAUUCAUUCACCAUUCCACCACUUUGGUUUUGAUUUCUGACAACAGUGAUUUUGAUCUUUCUCUUUCUCUCAUUGAUUGGGAAUUUUUCGAGUUUUGAUUUCUUCUAACAGAGCAGAAAGGGGCCAUGUUGAUGUUGGUGGACUGUUCAAACUGCCGGACGCCGCUGCAGCUGCCGCCGGAAGCAAAGUCCAUUCGCUGCGCCAUCUGCCACGCCGUGACCCAAAUCGCCGAUCCCCGUAGUCUCCCUCCGCCGCCUUACUCCUCCUCUUCUUCCUCCUUCCACCACCCACCGCCUCCGCCGCCCCCCGCCGUGGCUCCGUCUCCCUACAACCACGCGCCGCCCGGUCCCCCGCCCCCCGCCCACGGCCGGAAAAGAGCCGUGAUCUGCGGCGUCUCGUAUCGCAACACCCGGCACGAGCUCAAGGGAUGCAUUAAUGACGCUAAGUGCAUGAAGUAUUUGCUGGUCAAUCGGUUCAAGUUUCCUGAGUCCUCCAUUCUUAUGCUCACUGAAGAAGAAAUAGAUCCUUACAGGCGUCCAACGAAACACAACAUGAGAAUGGCGUUAUUUUGGCUUGUUCAAGGCUGUCAAUCGGGAGAUUCCCUGGUUUUCCAUUAUUCUGGUCAUGGUUCACAGCAAAGAAACUACACUGGUGAUGAGAUAGAUGGUUAUGAUGAAACACUCUGUCCAUUGGACUUUGAAACUAAUGGAAUGAUUGUGGAUGAUGAAAUCAAUGCAACAAUUGUCAGGCCUCUUCCUAAUGGGGUUAAGCUUCAUGCAAUUAUAGAUGCUUGCCAUAGUGGCACCGUGUUGGAUUUACCAUUCCUCUGCAGGAUGGACAGAGGUGGGCGUUAUUCAUGGGAGGAUCACCGCCCUCGAUCAGGUGUAUGGAAAGGAACUAGUGGUGGGGAAGUCAUAUCCUUCAGUGGUUGUGAUGAUGAUCAAACCUCUGCUGAUACAUCGGCUCUAUCAAAGAUUACUUCGACAGGUGCAAUGACAUUUGCUUUUAUCCAAGCAAUUGAGCGUGGACAUGUAACUACAUAUGGUAACAUGCUGAAUUCCAUGCGGUCUACCAUUCGUAAUACAGAUAAAGAUACUGGUGGAGGAGUUACGACUCUUCUUACAAUGCUUUUGACAGGAGGGAGCCUUGGUGGUUUGUCAAGACAGGAGCCACAGUUAACUGCGAAUGAACUAUUCGAUGUGUAUAGAAAGCCAUUCUCCCUGUAACCAUGGAAGUUCAUCUUCUCAUUUUGUGGAUUAUUAACCGUUUGUGUAUAAUAUGUCGGCUGCUAUUGCGAACCUCUUCGCUCUUAGGAGUAUUUGUAUGUUCAUAAUUUCUCAGGCACUGUCUUCAUAUUGUUUUUUACAUGGAUAUGUAAGAUUGAUUUUGUUCAGGAAAUUUAUUUGUGAUUUUGGGAUAA
Malania oleifera is the source of this 1545-nucleotide messenger RNA. Its product is annotated as metacaspase-1-like. The coding region runs from base 251 to 1351 and encodes 366 amino acids. Gene Ontology annotation, molecular function: cysteine-type endopeptidase activity. The record is from RefSeq and is a predicted model, not a curated record. Gene Ontology annotation, biological process: proteolysis. NCBI's taxonomy places the organism in Eukaryota, Viridiplantae, Streptophyta, Magnoliopsida, Santalales, Ximeniaceae. The transcript has 5 exons.